Acanthosepion pharaonis is the source of this 597-nucleotide messenger RNA. NCBI's taxonomy places the organism in Eukaryota, Metazoa, Mollusca, Cephalopoda, Sepiida, Sepiidae. The record is from the annotation of a GenBank genome assembly.
AUGCUAUCUAUCUAUCUAUCUAUCUAUCUAUCUAUCUAUCUCCGCUAUGAAUAUCUAUCUAUCCAACUAUCUCAGGCUAUGAAUAUCUAUCUAUCUAUCUAUCUAUCUAUCUAUCUAUCUAUUAUCUAUGAAUAUCUAUCUAUCUAUCUAUCUAUCUCCGUCUUUUCAUAUCCAUAUAUCUAUCUCUCUAGUAGCUUUUCAAGCCGUCUUUUCAAAUCUAUCUAUCUAUCUAUCUAUCUAUCUAUCUAUCUAUCUAUCUAUCUAUCUAUCUAUCUCAGCCUGUUCAUUAUCUAUCUAUCUAUACUUGUCUGUUCUUAUUAUCUAUCUAUCUAUCUAUCUAUCUAUCUAUCUAUCUAUCUAUCUAUCUCAAUACUUUUUAUAUCUAUCUAUCUAUCUAUCUAUCUAUCUAUCUAUCUAUCUGCUUAUGUUCAUAUAUAUAUCUAUCAAUCUAUCUCUACACCGCAUAUCUCCAUCUUUUCACAUCUAUCUAUCUAUCUAUCUAUCUAUCUAUCUAUCUAUCUAUCUAUCUAUCUAUCUAUUUUGGCAUUAUUCUAUGUUCAUCUUUCUUUUCUUUAUUGUCCUGAUUGGCCUUUGUAA